AUGGUUCGUUACGUGCCUCGUCUGCCGGAUGGUGAAAAAGUGAAACUAGCUUGGCCAUUGGCCAUAUUUCGCCACAAUCAUAUCUUUUGGCCGUUGGAUCCAUCAACAGGAAAAUGGAGACGCUAUAUAGAUCAUAUAAUGGCCGUGCUGGGCUGUCUGAUAUUCGUACAACAUAAUGAUGCUGAAUUGCGUUAUCUACGCCGUGAAGCGAGAGAAUUAAAUCUGGAUUCUUUUCUAACUGGCAUGCCCACAUAUUUGAUAUUGGUUGAAGCUCAGUUUCGAAGUCUUCAUAUAUUGCUUCAUUCAAGCGAUUUGCAAAAAUUUCUGCAAAAGUUUUACUACGCCAUUUAUGUGGAUCCGCGCAAGGAGAUUAAAAUGUUUGAGAAAAUUGAGCGAGAUAUGAAAGUGAAUCGUUUAGUUUCAGCCAUGUAUGGAGCUGUUAUAUCUGGUUAUCUUAUUUCUCCCAUAUUUAUGCUGAUCAAUCGUCGUAAAGAUUUUCUUUAUUCAAUGAUAUUUCCAUUCGAUGUCCAACCAUUUUAUAUAUUUCUACCAUUACUAUUAAGUAAUGUUUGGGUUGGUUUGAUUAUUGAUUCGAUGAUGUUUGGUGAAACAAAUUUGCUGUGUGAACUGAUUGCCCAUCUAAAUGGUCGUUAUCUAUUGAUGAAGAGAGAUUUGACAAAAGAUAUAGAUAAAAUUUUGUUAGCACGAAAUCGUAAUCACAUGGCUAGACAAUUGAAACAACUAAUUGUUCGUACACUUCGUGAAAAUGUUGAAUUAAAUCAUUUCUGUCAGCAGCUGGAGGAACAAUACACAGUUAGAGUUUUCAUAAUGUUUGCAUUUGCUGCUGGUCUACUGUGUGCCCUAUCCUUCAAGGCUUAUACGAAUCCAUUAGCCAAUUAUAUAUAUGCUAUAUGGUUUGGUGCCAAAACGGUUGAAUUGCUCUCACUUGGCCAAUUGGGUUCAAAUUUGGCAUAUACGACCGAUUCCCUUAGCUCUAUGUACUAUCACACAAACUGGGAAGACAUUUUGCAAUAUUCGACAAAUGCGGAGGAGAAUCUGAGGCUACUAAAGCUCGUCACAUUGGCCAUAGAGAUGAACAGCAAACCAUUUUAUGUGACAGGAUUGAAGUAUUUUCGUGUUAGCAUACAGGCUGGCCUGAAGAUAUUGCAGGGUGCCUUCUCCUACUUUACAUUUCUCACAUCGAUGCAACGUCGACAAAUAAGCAAUUAAAAAUGAAAAUGCAUAAUUUA
Drosophila willistoni is the source of this 1250-nucleotide messenger RNA. It is a transcript of the gene Or35a, whose product is annotated as odorant receptor 35a. The record is from RefSeq and is a predicted model, not a curated record. The coding region runs from base 1 to 1230 and encodes 409 amino acids. Gene Ontology annotation, biological process: detection of chemical stimulus involved in sensory perception of smell; sensory perception of smell. The transcript is spliced from 4 exons. Lineage: Eukaryota; Metazoa; Arthropoda; Insecta; Diptera; Drosophilidae. Gene Ontology annotation, cellular component: plasma membrane. Gene Ontology annotation, molecular function: odorant binding; olfactory receptor activity.